UUCCAAUCGGAGUCUGAGCGAGGGGCAUUGCCUUCAGCUCUCAGCUCUGGCAUCAGAGCUUGUUGUUGUGGUUACCGACUCUCGAGUGCUCUGGGGUGUUGCCCAAAUUGUUGCCAAUAUCCCCAGCUCUACCUCGUCUGCCACUGGUCACCAUGGCAGCGCCUCUUGGCCCUCAGUCUGAUCCAAGGGCAGAAAUCAGCCUCCUGGAAAUCAACCAGAUUGAGAGGGAACCUGGGCACAGGCUCUGCUUCCUGAGCCCACAGAGGCCACCAUUUGAUACCCAGUGGGUGUAAAGAGCUCACCGACAUCAUCGGACCCGUGCUGGGGGACAAGCUGCAGUUGGAGGAGGGGAAGCGGACAGAGGUGUUCGCUGAGCAGCUCAGGCAAUGUCAUAUCCUAAUUAAAGAUCAUGCUAAAGAGCUGACCCGGUUGUAUCAAAAGUUACGGGGAGGGACAGAUAUUUCUGAACGCCUCAAUGAGCACCUCGAGGACCGCCUCACCCACCAUGACCCUGAGCAUUCUCGAGGGCAGGGUUUCCAAGAGCAGCUGCCUGAGGGAGGCAGGCUGGCCAAGCGCCUUGCCCGAAAGCUCAGUUCAGAAAAUUAUGACGAUGAGGAGGAUGAAGAAAAACAAGAAACACUCACCCCCAGGUGACCAUGAGUAUUCAGGCACCGGUAAUGUGUGGGUAAAAAUGGACAGGGCAAGGAUGCCUGGGUGGCUCAGUGGUUUGGCGUGAUCCCGCUGUCCCGGGAUCGAGUUCUGCACUGGGCUCCCCACGGGGAGCCUGCUUCUCUCUCUGCCUGUUUCUCUGCCUCUCUUUCUGUGACUCUCAUGAAUAAAUAAAUAGCAUCUUUUUUUUAAAAAAAUGCACAGGGCCUCCGAAAGGACUCUAAGUGAAGUCUAGAGAGUCUCGCGUGCCAGAUGCAAGAAGCAAAACUAGACAUGGAAACAAUGGAUGGCCCCGUUAACUUGGUCGUCUGUUGUCUCUGUGGUACUUGUAAGAUCAAGAUGAAUUCACUAGCCUUAAGAUGCCCUGUAGCUACAAAAUACCCAUUCUUUCCUGUAAAUGAACACGAGGAAGAGGUGCAUAUCUAUUUCCUACACAAUUCUCUAAGGUCCUUGGUGGGCAGGUGAGUAGCAAAGGAAUUGGUAAGCAGACAACCGGCAAAAUGAAAAACCAAGAGAAGCACUUAACCCAAACUUGCAGUGUCAUGUGACACUAUUAAUACCAUGGUGCCUAGAAGGCACAAAUUUCUCCAGUCUGCGAGGACUCCAGAGCUGUAGCCGCCUGAUCAAUCUAUGUUAAAGCCCACACAACCCAGGCACGUGGUGGUUGCCCCUGGCCUGGUCUCCAUCUCUGCUUCACGUUGGGACUGUACCAUACUGGGAUGGCUGGCUCUCAUUCCUAGUCAGUCCCUCGGUGACCGGUGCACUGAGUAUCUGCUGCGCUGCUCUGCCAUCCCUUGGCAGCCACAUUCUGUCUCUUACUGGAUGGAUCGCUUCCUCCCUCUCAAGGCAAUGCCCCCCUCACCGCCCCCGCUACGCUUCUUGUGACCACUCCCUGUAACUCCACUCAAAACCACUUAGGAAGCCAUGGUGUGGGAUCCUCUUGGUCCGAUCUUCUGUCAUUCCUGUCCUACCUCCCACAGCCUGGAGCAGCAGGAAGUUGAAAAGAAGGGGAUCCUCCAGGACCCACCGGAUGAAUGUGUUUUGACUCCUUCAAUUCUCCAAGACGGGAGUGAGAGCCACCAGGCUUCAUAAUGAUUAUUGGGAGGAAGAAGACCAAGGCCAGAUAUGCCCCCAGUACUCCCUGGAACACGAGGCUCCACAGGGAGCUGCCAGUGGCAGAAGAGAAUGAAGUCCCACAGGACUCACUGGAUGAAUCUUAUUGGACUCCUUCAGUUGGCCAUGACCUGCCAGACGCCUGCAGGCCUUAUACAAGUGCCUCAUUCACAUCUGAUAAGCAGGAACUCUUCUUGGGUCUUGAUGUGGACGCUCCCAUGCAGGUGCCCUGUCACCGGGGGCUAUUGAGGGGAAACUUGACUUUCCUAAGGGCAGAGGUGCAAACUGCAAGAGCACAGCCACAGCCCAGCACCAAGGAGGCCAAUUCUCUGCAGUUGCAGCUGGGCCAGCAGUUGGAUCGUGGUGACAACAGAGCCAGGCUCGACCUCUCCCCCACCAUCUGGAGCCUGGCAGCCAAGAUGGGUUCUGGGGACCAAAGGCCACUCUCCCAAGAGCUGGGUUUGGAUGCAUCCGUGGGCAUGACAAACCACACUCUCAAGCUGGAAGGUGAAACUGCUGAGGGCUCGGUGGCCAGUCAGUGUGAGUGUCAAGUCUUUGACCCCAUGAAGGCCCCAGGUGUCACGAAACACAAGAUUAUCAAGAGGAAACUGCAGUUCAUUCAGGGGCAACUUGCAUGCAGAUUUCCCGCCUUCAAGCUUAGGGCGCAGAGAUACCAAGUACCUCAGGAAAUAGGAGAAGAGAUUCCUCAUGUGAAUGAAAUCCUACCAUAGAACCCCAUCAUUUUCCACUUGAUGAAAAGAAAUCUAAAACAGUGCAGCAAGGAAAAGCCCCAACAGAGCACGGAAGGGAUCCUUUGCUGAGAAUCAACAUCACAACCACAAGCCACUCUGUGAUUUUGACUGCAACACACGGUUUGACGAGAGAAAUUCUAGCCCUUCAGCCUCCACUCGUGAUAAAUCGCCAAGGAGACCAAUGCCUGACUGGAUCACGUGCAGGUUUGAGAGACCUUAAGUCUUGCUCCUCUCAAUUCCAUCCCGCGAUGAACCCGAGGACUCGGGAGCAACGUGGAAAAAGAGCACGUGUCAAACUGGACAUUCUGGGCCAACAGAUGGGCUGUGCUAGGAGCAGACAGCAUUAACUGUGCAGUGUUCCGGCCGCAAAGGGUUAGCCUGAAUUUGAGCACAAGGUAGGCAUCAGUCAACUUCAGGAUGUAGACCAUCGAACAAGACGCCUGUCUUUCUUCAAACAGUCAUUGUCACCACAAAUAAGAGACGACAAAAAGGAGAAGAGAUCUUUUGGGUUCCAAAGGACUAAAAAAGUGUGUCACUGUUUAGUCCUUUCAAGCCCAAGACAUCUCCUCACCUUUAGGUGGCUGUCUCUGGUGGUGGUGACAUUUCCUUGUUUGUAGGGGACAGGUCAGAUAUCCGUCUUAAUGGUCUACAUCCUGAAGUUGUCUGAUCCUGAUUAGGAUCAGGAAAUUAAAUUCCUCCUGAUUAAAUUCAGCCUAACCCUUUCGCCAGGGCACUCCAUAGUUAAGGCUGUGUGUGUCCCAGCUCAGCCCACCCGGAGACCGAGAGCGCCAGUUUGCCCGUCACCGUUCUUGCGAGAGCAGCAUGGGUCACGUGCUAUGGAGGGGCCCGAAGAUCUGUUCACAGGAACACAUGGUUUUCUCUCUAAAACUAGUAAUGUGGUGAGUGGAGCUCUGAGAAUGUAUGAAGAUCCUUUUCUGCAAAGUUUUUCUCUGAAAUGUUGUCAUCCUGUGAUGAUCCCUGUGGUGUGUCAUCACCGCAUCCGUGUGUGUACAUUGGAAGGAUUCUAGCUUUAUCAUUCCUGUACAACGUGUAUUGGCUGGCAUUGUGCCGUGGAACACACUCCCUCCCCGCUCUACAUCAUUAGAGUUUUGGUUUUGGCGAUCACUGUGGCCUUGUGAAUUUUUGUAUUCGAUGCUCUAAUCCCUCACUCUCCUGGUUGAUUUGGUGGAUAUGGAUAUAAAGUGAUGUAAAUAUUCUGGGAUUUCAUCAUAUUUAAUGCAAAGUCUUCAUCUCUUGUAGGCUAUACUUACUCGAUGGGGAAAAAAUUCUGACCAUGUUCCUCUCUCUGUGGUAUUUUCUGUUUUCUGUGAGGGCACGUAUGUCGGCCUACAUGUGCCUUUGGUGUUUAGGAAGCUUGUCAUAGGCAGGGCCGAACAUUGCACCAACCGUUCUUGGACACGUUGGGUUCCGUAUUAAUUUGUCAUCCUUUUCACAUCCAGUCUCUAAGUUUUAAGUGAUCUCUCAACCUCAAAGUUUUGACAUUACUCUGUUUUCUCUUUUCUCUUGUCUUAACCUGCACUCUUAUUGUAUUGUUUCCACCCAGUAAACAGAUGCCAUUUACAUCCUAUUUUUCUCACCUGCUCCAUUUCCAGAUUUUUGUUUUAGAUCCGCACUUAAGUUUCUUUAAUGGUCACCAUCUGUUCGAAAGUCAAAAUGUCCCCAGUCCUCUCUCCUUGGGUGAAAUCUUUAAAUGACUCCUAGUGAUGGAAUGGGGACUCCCUGAGUGUUGCUGGAAUUAAAAUUUUUUAAAAUUGAAGAACAAUUUUAAAAAGAUGAAACAUUGCUUUGUAGAUUUCAUUGACUUGACUUCAUGUCAUUGGCCUGUGGUUGUCUUCCUCUACCCAAACAUGGGCAGUUCAAGGUCAUGGGUCAGUGGUGCUUGAUGUCCACGGUGGAUGUGUCCGUGCUGUUGAGUGACAUAGAAGCUGAGGUUGAGAAGGCA
Molecule: messenger RNA, 4497 nt
Organism: Canis lupus familiaris (dog)
Lineage: Eukaryota; Metazoa; Chordata; Mammalia; Carnivora; Canidae
Product: neuroblastoma breakpoint family member 11-like
Exons: 9
Coding region: 1761-2513 (250 amino acids)
Source: RefSeq, a predicted model, not a curated record